UGUAAUAAAAGAAAGUCGAAUUGCUCAAGUAACUGUGUAAUUAAGUAGUUUCGGUAAGGCAAAAUGCCGCUAAAGAAAAAUGAGGUGAAAAGGAAGAAAUCCGUUUCAUUUGAAGGUGAUCAAGAGAAAAUUAUUCUAAGCAAAACCUAUCCAACGACAGGAAUACUCUCAAAAAUCAUAGUAGGAGUGAUAUUACUGGUACUACUAUACCAGCUCUACAUGUACAUUCAAGUCUCCAUAGUAGCUGUUCCAGUUUUACCUAAAUUCGACUUGAAUGUGUGGUGGGGACCAAACAACACCAAAGUUCAGGACAGUUCUAUAAGACCUUAUAGAAUUGUUUUAUCGGAUUCUAUGCAAGAGAAUCUGCGAAGAAAAUUUGAAUCGUAUCGUCGAGCGACACGCAUCAAAAGCUUUAACGAAUCCUCGGAAUAUGGCAUCAACUCUGAUGUGCUAGGCCAGAUAUUUGCCCAUUGGCAAUUCAAAUAUAAUUACAGGGAGCGGGCGAGAUAUCUGAAUAAAUAUAGCCAUUUUAAGACAAAUGUCCAGGGCCUGGAUAUACAUUUUAUUAGGGUGAAACCUGAAAUUACGGACAAUGUUAAGGUCCUUCCAUUACUUCUGCUUCAUGGAUGGCCGAGUUCGGUGAAGGACUUCUAUGAUAUUAUUCCACUUCUGACCACACCUAGAGCGGGACAUAAUUUCGUAUUUGAGGUUAUCGCACCAAGUCUUCCUGGCUUUACUUAUUCCCAAGGGGCAGUCAGACCAGGACUAACAACGUAUCAGAUAGCCAUCAUCAUGAGAAACCUCAUGGAGAAAAUUGGCUUCAAACAAUUUUAUAUACACGGAGAAGAUAUCGGCAGUACCAUCGGUUCUCACAUCGCCACUAUAUUCCCAAAACAAGUUCUUGGCUUUCACACUAGCACCCCCGUAAAUUUUUCAAAGUUGGCACAAUUGACGUUGAUAUUAGGAGCUGUAUUCCCCACAUACAUAGCAGGAGACUUAGCUGAUAAAGUAUACCCUUUGAAAGAUAAAAUGAAUUACUUUUUAGAGGAAUCUGGUUACUUACAUUUGCAAAGUACAAAGCCGGAUACUGUAGGCAUAGCUCUUCAAGAUUCUCCAUUGGGACUUGGAGCUUAUAUUAUUGAGAAAUAUUUACUCUUCACUAAUCCUAACAACAAGAACAUCCAAGAUGGUGGCCUUUCCACAUUCAAUAAAAUGGAUUUACUUGACAACGUGCUGAUGUAUUGGACCACUGGCAGCAUCACUACAUCUCUGAGAUUGUAUAAGGAAGUAAUUGACAAUUACGACACAGAGGAAGCUCUUACAAGAAUACCGACCCCUGUCCCGACAUGGGGCCUUCGAACGAAGUACGAUCUCAUUCACCAACCUGACUUCAUCCUCCGAUGGAAGUAUCCGAACCUGGUAGGCGUCACAAAUCUAGACGACGGUGGCCAUUUUGCGUCCUUUGAGAAACCGAACGAAGUAGCUGAUGAUAUUUUUAAGGCUGUAAAGAAUUUUUUGAGUAAAACAGAAUAA
This is a messenger RNA of Maniola jurtina (meadow brown), 1533 nucleotides long. It is a transcript of the gene Jheh-lp4, whose product is annotated as juvenile hormone epoxide hydrolase-like. Bases 64 to 1533 code for a protein of 489 amino acids. The transcript has 7 exons. NCBI's taxonomy places the organism in Eukaryota, Metazoa, Arthropoda, Insecta, Lepidoptera, Nymphalidae. The record is from RefSeq and is a predicted model, not a curated record. Gene Ontology annotation, molecular function: epoxide hydrolase activity. Gene Ontology annotation, biological process: epoxide metabolic process.